AUGACUGACGACGAGCUGUCUGCCUUGGUGGUGGAUAAUGGGUCAGGGAUGUGCAAAGCCGGCUUUGGCGUUGACGACGCCCCCCGAGCUGUGUUCUCCAUGGUAGGGCAUCCCCAGCACCACGGGGUCAUGGUAGGCAUGGGCCAGGACUGCUACAUGGGGGAUGAGGCCCAGAGCAAGAGAGGGAUCAUGACCCUGAAGUAUCCCACUGAGCAUGGAGUGGUCGCCAACUGGGACGAUAUGGAGAAGAUCUGGCACCAUGCUUUCUACAACGAGCUCCGCGUGGCACUGGAGGAGCAUCCCAUCCUCCUCACCAAGGCACCCCUCAGCCCCAAGAUCAACCAGGAGAAGACUCAGAUCACGUUCAAGGCUUUCAACACACCUGCCAUGUAUGUGACUAUCCAGGUUGUGCUGUCCCUCUAUGCCUCGGGCUGGACCCCAGGCAUCAUGAUGGAUUCUGGAGAUGGGGUCAAUCACACUGUGCCCACCUACGAAGGCUAUGCCCGGCCCCAUGCCAUUCUUCGUCAGGAUCUGGCCGGCAGAGACCUGACUGAUUACCUCCUGAAGAUCCUAACAGAACGAGGCUACAACUUCACCGCCACCGCUGAGCGGGAGAUUGUUCGCGAUGUCACAGAGAAGCUGUGCUACGUGGCCCUGGACUUUGAGCAAGAAAUGGUCAGUGCUGCUUCAUCCUCCUCACUGUAGAGAAGCUACGAGCUUCCCGAUGGGCAGGUGAUCACCACUACGAAUGAACGCUUUCGAUGCCCUGACGCCAUUUUCCAGCCUUCCUUUCUGGGCUCUGAGUCCAGUGGGAUCCACGAGAUAACAUUCAACUCUGUCACGAAGUGCGAUGUGUAUAUUCACAAGGAUCUGUAUGCCAACACCGUGCGGUCUGGAGGCAGCACUAUGUACCCUGGCACUGUUGACUGGAUGCAGGAGGAAACUGUAGCCCUGGCACCCAGCACUGUGAAAACCAAUAUCAUAGCUCCCCCGGAGCGGAAGUACUCCGUUUGGAUUGGGGGCUCCAUUCUGGCGAGCCUGUCCACGUUCCAGCAGACGUGGAUCAGUAAGCAGGAGUAUCAUGAGGCUGGUCCUCCCAGCAUCCACAGGAAAUGUUUCUGA
Messenger RNA from Balaenoptera ricei (Rice's whale), 1122 nucleotides. RefSeq names its product actin beta like 2 (gene ACTBL2). The record is from RefSeq and is a predicted model, not a curated record. NCBI's taxonomy places the organism in Eukaryota, Metazoa, Chordata, Mammalia, Artiodactyla, Balaenopteridae. Gene Ontology annotation, cellular component: cytoplasm; NuA4 histone acetyltransferase complex; membrane. Gene Ontology annotation, biological process: axonogenesis; cell motility. Gene Ontology annotation, molecular function: nucleosomal DNA binding; protein kinase binding.